GCCGGCCAGGCCGCUUCCACCGCGGCGGCGGCGACGAUGAAGGCGGAGGUGGGAGAUGGCAGCAUGAUCAACCUGUCGGUACAGCAGGUGCUCAGUCUGUGGGCGCACGGCACCUCGCUCCGGCAGCUCACUGAAAUGUGGUACUGGGUUUUCCUAUGGGCUCUCUUCUCCUCUCUCUUUGUCCACGGUGCUGCAGGAGUUUUAAUGUUUGUGAUGCUGCAGAGGCAUAGGCAAGGGAGAGUAAUCUCUGUCAUUGUGGUCAGCAUUGGAUUUCUGGGUUCUGUAACUGGAGCUAUGAUAACCAGUGCAGCAGUGGCUGGAAUUUACAGAGUAGCUGGGAAAAGCAUGGCUCCCUUGGAAGCACUGGUGUUUGGAGUUGGGCAGACUGUACUGACACUAAUUAUUUCAUUUUCAAGGAUUCUUGCUACACUUUGAGUCUUCUGUGAAAACUUUGUUUUUAUAAGGAACCAGUCUGCAGUUAAGCUUCCCAGAAGCGAUUUUGGUAUCUGAUGGAUUUGAAUUGUGAGGGCAAAUGCAUGGAAUGUGGACUACAAAGCUAGAGUUCCCAUCCAUUUGGAAAGGACUUCCCUCUAGAGUCCAAAAAUGACACACUACUGCACUGCACCUAAUGUGCCUCUGUCACAGGCAAGGUGUGAUCAGUUUAGGAGAAGCUGCAAGAUAAAGCACCUUGUGAAGCUGCUAAUCAGGCAAAUGGUUGGUGAUAUCAUUAUUCUUAACAGUAUUGAAAAAAAUACAGGGGCUUUUCUGAAAAAUGGAUAAAUGUGCCAAAUGUGAAGUUGAUUUUUUUCCUUUUUAAAUAUUGAUUGUGUGACCAUUUAAUUUAAAUGUGUAGUAAUUGAGUGCUGCAAACAUAAUUCAAAAGAAUUCAGGUAUACUAGCAAGGCACUUGCUUUUUUAUUAUAUUAACUGAAUCCACUCAGUGCAGAAUGUUAACAAGCCUAUGUGGUGGUGGUGGGCGGGGGCUGGACACUACUUGAUCUUUGAGUUUACAUAUGAGCAUUGCUGGGAUUCAGUGGCUGAAAUAAAACUCUGGUCACAACAUGAAUGUGAUUGACCCAAUAUAGGAGUUCUUUAUGAAGGGAUUUUAAAGGUAAAUCUUUCUUUCAAAAAAUCAAUUACAUUGAUCUUGUUACAAUUAAACAUACAGUAAUGACAUUUAUAGACCAGUAGGAACCAUAGUCCUGAAAAGCACAUGUUUACUGUAUAGUCUAAUCUACAAUGACAAUAACAGACAAAUAAAAAGGAGAGCUUUUGCAUGUGAUUAUGCCAGAAUUCUGAACAAAUAGUUCUGGUAAAUUGUCAGUAUCAAAACAGACAAUUUUAAGCCUUGUUUCCAUUUCCCAACAUUUAAAUAAUUUUGCGGUGAUUAUAUGUGACUUUCAUAUGCCUAAUUUCUGGUAGUCAUGUUUUCUGUGUGUGAUGUUUUAACAAGAGCAGUGGUAGUGUGAAUGCAGUGUCUUAAUGUAAAAUGUUACAAAGUAAACAAAGACAAAUUACAUUACACAAUCUAAAUGGAGAAACUUAGGAGAGGAGUGAAUAAAUCAAACCUUUGGCUGAACUCACAUUGCCCUUUUUAAUUGUAUGUAAAUUAAGCCACACUGCCUGUAUAAGCAUCUGGAAGAAGGGGGAAGGCUCCUUACUUCUGGAAGCCCAGUGUAGGUGGCAAUAUUUUGAGAGCCCACUUUAGUAUUUACCAGACGUCCCUAGGUGCUGUUGCUGCAUAGCUACUGAAGACAACACUUUCUUCACUCUGGCUAUGGCUGCUCUUCUCUGUGUAGAGAGGCAGAAUGCAGGAAUCACUCCUCACUAGAAACUUGGAACAAACUAGGCAGAUGCAGAAGAGGUGGAAGGACUCUAGCUGACACUGUCGUUACUGGCUGCUGAAAGAAGGGAGCCUGUUCCCUUCUUGGUGCUGAUGCUGUUGGUGAAGGGCUUGAUUUCCUAUGUUCCUUCACUGAAAGGACAACAUCUGAAUUGGCCCUUAAUGUUUUGUUUAAAAUAGGCAGUCUGUCUAUACAUGCAUCUGGGAUGGUAGAAACAAGGCCACAGGUUGCCAGGAUAGAAAGUAAUGUAAUGCCUACAAAAAUCAUACCUGCAGCAAUAAUAUUCUGACAGCACAGUGCUUUGUUCUAUAGCCUUUCUAAAUAUUGUGGAGAAGAUCACAAUUUGUCUUCAUAUAUGCUAGUAAAUUGCCACUGGAGGUUAUUUUGCUUCCUUUGGUCAAGAGAGAUACUGUUUUUUAAAAAAUUCUUUCUUCAUUCUUAUAUUUGUGGCAAUAGGCUGCUAUCCUGCAAGGACCUAUGUGUACAAAUUGGACUGCUUCAUUUCUGUGUACUUGCAGAGCUGUGUUUGCUAUAUCCACAAGUAGAAACUUCAUGUUCACCCAAGGCUCUGAAUCGGGGUCAUAGGAGCAUGGGAGUAGUAUUAACAGCUAGGUAUUUAUUAAAGGAACAAUGGACAUAUUUCGUUAUUUGUGUUUCAGAUAAUUUUAACUUAAAUACUAAGGUACACUAUAAACAUACAGUGGUAUAAAAUAUUUAAUUUAUAGUGCCUUGAGUAUAUACUAGAAAAAAGGUCUAGCUCAUUGUUCAUUUACUGCUGUUCUGUCUUUGCUAUUAAUUAGAUUAACUGUUUGACAGUGUGGUUGGUUGUGGUAGUUUGUGUCAACACUAAAAAUAUAAAAGAUAAAACUUGGCAAAGUCAUCUUCAUAUUACCCCAGUUCAAGUCAGUGCAGAAAGCUUAUGUUCUGUUGUUAAUUUAAGUUCAGAGCUGACAGAAGUAUUACUGUAUCUUCAGGGUUUUAUCAUUAGAAAAUUGCAUAUUGGUUUCCAUAAUUUAUUGAGCAUCAGAACAAGAUGUAUGUGAUACUGUUGUGAAUGUUAUAUGUGAAGUGAUUUUAUGUCUAGUGUUAUAUGUAGUGAUUUAAUGAUGCUACAAAGUGAGCACUUCUCAGGCCCCAGUACUAAAGACAGUUGUUAAGACUAUAUAUGUAAGCUUCUAUGGACUUGAGGGCUAUAUGCUUGAAGCUCAGAUGCUUCCAGUGUUGUUCCAAUGUUAGUACUGCCUCAUUCUUACAAGGCUCCAGUAGUUGUCACAAGAAACCAGUCCCAUCAGUAUUAAGUCUAGACUAGGAAUAAUUUAUAGGUCAGGUAUAUACUUUGUUAAAAUAUUGCAACAUAUUUAUUUGGUACCAACAGUAUGAGAGGUUCCAAGCAUUCUAUCUCAAGAAGGGAUGUGCUCAAAACGUUGCAGAACUGUUUUGCACUAGGAAGCAACUGUAGAUCAUGUCAUGUAACACUCAGCUACCAAGAUGUUCUUAGAUUAAAUCAAUGUAUAUGAUUACUACUCUUUUUCUAUAAAAGAUGAAGAAAAUCUUCUCUUGCAGACACUGUUCAGUAAUGGAUACUAAACUACAUGUUUGAAAAAACAUCUAGUAUCAGUAGUGAAGAAAUAUCUGGCCCUAUGCCUUUCAACAGGAUACAUUAAACUUGUAUAUUGAAGUGACUGCAGCAGAGUUAGUUAUUCAUUGCAUUUUAAAAUUGAUUUCUAUAAUAAAACAGGAAUGAAGUAACUAAGGAAAUGUGUUUCUGAUAGCAAUAUUCUUCUGUAUUCAGUCUUGAAAGUAAUGUGUAAGGAGUAAUGUUAAUAAGGCAGAAUUUCAUCUGUCAAAAAGGGCAAGUUUUUCUGUACCAAUCUUGUUUCUUUCAAACUUAAAGUAGUGUGCUUUAUUUUAGGGUGAAAUGUUUUUUGUAUAAAUGGCAUUAAAAUGAUAUCUUCAGCUGCUAAAAGAAAUGAAAGAUAUCUACACUAAUCUUCAAAAAUUCAUCUGAAGAAAUGAUUCAAUGUGCUACUUGAUAAGUAUUCUGAUUUGUAAAAGAAGCCCAUGUAAAGUUUAUGCAAUUACCAGUAUUUAACCACUAACUCUGAAUUACCAACAACUGUUUGAGGGCAGUUGAAAAUUUCACAUAAUUCAAGAUCACAUUUCACAUUAUGAAAAUUUCACAUAAUUCAAAAUUUCUUUAUGAAAAUUUCACAUAAUUCAAGGUCACUUUAUGAAACCUAAUCUUAUGAAAGAGUAGGUUUCAUAAAGCGAUCUCUCACGUUUCUCUAACAGAAUUCUAGGCAUUCUUUAGUUAUUCAGAGCCACAGGUAGUAUUAAGUUGAUUUUAAUUUAUGAAUACAUGGACCAAAGAGGUGGUUAGUACUCAUUGUAUUUACCUGUAAAAUAGCAGUCUAAAUAUAUUUUUCUUGAUUAAAUUGAGGAAAGCGGAAAAUGUUUCCGCUUCAGUUUUGCACUUUGCUAUAUUUUGUUUCAGUAUGAUAAACUUCUUUCUACUUGAAGCUUGCGUAUUUUUGUUGUAUUGUAGUAUAACCAAGCAAUCAGCUUUCAAUUAAAUUGAUUUUUUAAAAUUA
This is a messenger RNA of Hemicordylus capensis (graceful crag lizard), 4435 nucleotides long. RefSeq names its product transmembrane protein 170B (gene TMEM170B). The transcript is spliced from 3 exons. The record is from RefSeq and is a predicted model, not a curated record. Lineage: Eukaryota; Metazoa; Chordata; Lepidosauria; Squamata; Cordylidae. Gene Ontology annotation, cellular component: plasma membrane. Bases 37 to 435 code for a protein of 132 amino acids. Gene Ontology annotation, biological process: negative regulation of canonical Wnt signaling pathway.